Molecule: messenger RNA, 5064 nt
Organism: Venustampulla echinocandica
Lineage: Eukaryota; Fungi; Ascomycota; Leotiomycetes; Helotiales; Pleuroascaceae
Exons: 3
Coding region: 1-5064 (1687 amino acids)
Biological process (GO): positive regulation of transcription by RNA polymerase II
Cellular component (GO): nucleus
Molecular function (GO): histone binding; ATP binding; ATP hydrolysis activity
Source: RefSeq, a predicted model, not a curated record
AUGCCCUCGAAACGCAAGCUUGACAACUUCGACCCGAACAAAUCAGACUCUAACGAUACCGAUUUUGAUCCCUCAAGCGCUGCGCCGCGCCGGUCAGCUAAGAGGUCUCGCACACAGAAGAGGACUUCCGGCGGCCCGCGAAAACGCCAACGAUACAAGGGUUCUGAUCUCUCAGACGACGACCUCGCUGAUGACAGCUUCGACGACCUGUCUAUUGACGAUCCUGAGGAGGACGAAGACGUCGAAAUGAACGAGAAAACCGGAAGAGCUGUGCGCAAGGCCACUAAGAAGUCGGUCAAUUACGAGGAGAAUACUGAUUCUGAUGCGGACAUCGUGGAUGAUGACAUGCAAAGCGAAUCCGACGAUGACAAGCCGAAGAACAAAUCCCCGAGAAAGCGAUCCCGGCCGGUAUUAGACGACGAGGACGAAGACGAAGAUGAAGAUGCGGAAGAGGAGGUGCCCUUGAACCAGAAACCAACGAAAAUCAUCAAGCUGAAAAUUAAUGCUCCGCAACCGCUUCGCGCAACUCGAGCCGGUAGUGCAGCUCGCACGCGGAGAAGCGGGAGCACUGUAGAGCCUACAUCUGCUGGCUUCCUUACGAGAAGAACCACACGCGCAACUUCCGAAGCUGGUGAAGAGCCAAUUGCGCUUUCUGAUUCAGGUCGACAUAUACUCCGGCCGGGUCAGAGUCCGGAACCUAUACCUGGACGACGAACCCGAGGAACCAAAGGAGUCAAGCAACCCGCUUCUACAAUAAAGGAAGAACUGCACGAAUCUAGCUCACACGAGCAACAGGACACUGUCAUGACCACCGAGAUCGCAGGAACUGAUGGGCAGGAGGAGGCCGAGGCAACCACUGAAGACCCAGCGGCCGCAGUGGAAGAUGUAGAAGGCGCUGAUGACGAAGCCGAUGACCCUGCAGAUGCCGAGGAAGGCGGAGAGCAGCAAGCUGCGGACGAUGAGGAUGACGACGAUGAUGUCCCCAUAACGCGAAACAAUAGAGCGUCAAGGGCAAACCUUGUCGUCUCUGACCUAGCUCCUGAGGAGGAGGAAGAUACUGCCGCUGAGCUAGCCGUAGGUGGAUCUCGAAGACUAACUCGCGGAUCGAAAAAUACACAAAAGAAGCAAAAGUCGGCUGCAGAUGCGAGUAGUGAUUUCGAACCCGCCGAAGAUCCUUCGGAAGACGAACUUUCUGCGUCUGGUGGCUCGGAGAAGAACAAGGACCGAGAUGCCGGGUAUGAAUCAAGCCCUGUCCGAAGAGGAAGGCGAGCGGAUCAAGCCAAGUCGAAGAGCACCUCUAGAAGACGGAGCCCGGGAUCUGAGCUUGAACUUGACGAAAAUGAACUUGCCGAAGAGUUACAAGAUCUGAAAGCCGGAUCUCGAAGACGCAGACCUCGCGCGACCUCGCAAAUUGUAUACGAAAGAUCCGCCACCCGUGCGAGGAAACCUGUCGAUUAUAGCAUCAAGCCUAUGGAUCAAAUUUACGCUAUGGAUGAAGACGGAGAAGACGCCGCUCCUACCCCUACUCGAAGAGGAAGGGGAGGACGAAAUGGCGCCAGCCAAGCUUGGGAGCGGAAUCUGUAUACCACCUUUGGACCCUUUGGUGGUGGUGGUGGCCCUGCCCCAGCUAUUGGUGGCCCUUGGGGAACCGGAGCAGCUGGCGGUGCCGAUUCUGACAGUAGUGAUGACGAGACAAUGCAGCGACCCACGGGCGUUGGUGGAAAUGUUGGAAUGACACCAACCUCCGCCAUGCCAGGGGGACUCCUUCCAGGUAUUGGCCAAACAAACCCAGAAACCGCCGCAGCAUUAUCUGGAACCCCGGCCAACCUUGGAAAAGUCAAGAGCCAGAAGGCACUGGCUGACGCUGAUCCUUUGGGUGUUGAUCAAAAUGUUGACUUCAGCAAAGUUGGUGGAUUGGAAGGCCAUAUUGAUCAACUGAAAGAAAUGGUUCAGAUGCCACUAUUGUAUCCCGAAUUAUUCACGAAAUUCCAUGUAACUCCGCCUCGUGGCGUGUUGUUUCACGGCCCUCCUGGAACUGGUAAGACUCUUCUGGCAAGAGCUCUUGCCGCUACGGUGGGAUCUGGAGGCCGGAAGAUCACCUUUUACAUGCGCAAAGGUGCUGAUGCGUUGAGCAAGUGGGUUGGUGAGGCAGAAAGGCAGCUUCGGUUAUUGUUUGAGGAAGCAAGAAAGACCCAGCCAAGUAUCAUCUUCUUCGAUGAAAUCGAUGGUCUAGCGCCCGUUCGAUCAAGCAAACAAGAGCAAAUCCACGCAUCCAUUGUAUCAACCUUGCUCGCGUUAAUGGAUGGAAUGGAUGGUCGAGGUCAGGUCAUUGUUAUAGGUGCUACCAACAGACCAGACAACAUAGAUCCAGCCCUGCGGCGACCAGGCCGUUUUGAUCGAGAGUUUUACUUUCCCCUUCCAGACUUAGACGCUCGCAAGUCUAUUAUCAACAUCCACACAACGGACUGGGGAAUUGAUGAUUCGUUCAAAUCCUCACUCGCUCACGUCACCAAAGGUUAUGGAGGCGCCGAUCUUCGAGCUCUUUGCACCGAGGCAGCCUUGAACGCAAUCCAGCGCACCUAUCCUCAAAUCUACUCAUGCAAUGAUAAGCUUAUAGUAGAUCCUGAUAAAAUCAAGAUCACUGCCAAGGAUUUCAUGCUCUCCGUCAAGAAGAUGAUUCCUUCCUCCGAGCGUGCAACGUCAUCAGGCGCAGCACCGCUUCCAAAGCUCAUCGAGCCUCUUUUGCGCGAUCAGCUCAAGCGGGUUGAAACUGUCUUAGAUGGAUUGAUUCCUCAAAGGAAGAAGAUCACUGCACUCCAAGAAGCUAUGUACGAGCAGUUUGACGAUGCUGAUCAGGGUUUCGGACGGGAAACGAUGCAACAGGAAUUCGAGAAGUCCCGAGUAUUCCGCCCCCGUCUAUUAAUUGGCGGUGAAUCUGGAAUGGGACAGGCAUAUCUUGGUUCGGCCAUUUUAAAUCACUUCGAGGGUCUCCAUGUGCAGAGCUUUGAUCUUCCCACAAUUUUCAGUGACUCCGCUAGGUCUCCUGAAGCCGCGAUCGUGCAGCUGUUUGCUGAAGUAAAGCGGCACAAACCGAGCGUCAUCUUUAUACCUGGUAUUGAUACCUGGUAUCAUACUCUCACUGAAGCACAGAUCACCACUUUCCUUGGAAUGCUCAGGGCAAUCCCUCCAACUGAUCCUGUUCUUGUGUUGGGAAUUACGGACUCUGUUCCAGAGAAAGCUAGUCCGGACAUGCUUCGAGAUUUGUUCGGAUUUUCAAAGAAGAAUCGUAUAACUAUUGAUCGCCCUACCAAGCGCAAUCGGGAGGAAUUCUUUGCUACAAUCAUCGAUUAUGUUCAAAAGACUCCGAAGGACUUCCCAGAGCCCCUGAACCGCAAGAAGCGGAAGCUUGAAGUUUUGGAGAUCGCACCGCCACCGCCACCGCGCACACUUACGAAGGAAGAAAUCAAGGCGCAAAAGAAGAGAGACCAUCAGUUGCUGAACCUUCUCAAAGUUCAGAUUCAGCCAAUCAUGGACCAGAUUCAUAGGAAGUAUAAGAAGUUCCGGGCUCCAGUCAUUCCAUCGACCCAAAUUCAAUAUCUCCUAGAUGAGCUCGACCCGAACUUUGUGCGUCCAGAUAUCCCCCAAUUCAGACCAUUUGAAUUGGACACCGAUAAAGAUGGUGUCAAGGGGUUGCGCGAGACAGCAAGUGGGAAAUUCUUCUACAAUCUUGAAACAACUACGAUCGAGGAGAGGUUGUCCAACGGUUUCUAUGCUCGACCAAAAGACUUCCUUGCUGAUAUCAGAUCUCUUGCUAAGGAUGCGAAACGCAUAGGCGAUAAGGAGAGAACUCUGAGAGCAAACGAGCUUCUGGCAAAUGUUGAGGUUGAUAUCGCCGCCAUUGAGGCGCAGCCGGUCUUCGCUGACUGUGAGAAUGUGUAUCAAAGACAAUUGCAAAGAGCGAAAGAGAAAGAAGAAAAGUAUAGAAAUCGUGCAGCGGCGACUGCUGGAUUUGAUGACGUUGGAAACCCUGGCAAUCCGGCGGCAAGCACACUCAACACUCAAUUCCAAUCUGGCCCGCUUACCUUAGGCGAGCCCAUACCUGGAAAACGGCCCGCACUUUUUCCGACGACCCUUAAUGUCAGUAGUCUAUCGAACGGGCACUCUGAGCAUGCUACAAAUGGUACAACUAUACCCUCUCGAAGUGAUGAUGUUCAGAUGGGCGGCACGGAUGAGCCCUCCCAGCAGGCUUCACAGAAUUCGCAUAGCAUGCAGCCCCCUAGCCAGCUUCGGAGCGUGGCCGGCGGCCCAUUCUCAAAUCCGAAUCCAACGUCUCAGAUAUCCCAACGAUCUGCCUUCCAAGAGAUUCCCCAUGAUGCCUCCCCCAGCGCAAUGAUCAACGAUGCUUCCACGACGACUUCUGGCAAGAAGACAUCCGAAGGUUGGAGCACCCAGGCGACAAACGGGAUCAGCCAUGGGAACUCCUCAAGUCCAGUGGACAGCGCAAAGCAAGACUCGCAGCUACCAGAUACGCAGCAAAAUCCAUCUCAGAGGCCCAGCCAGCAAGGUGCAUCCGAUCCCAGUACUGACGAUCAAUGGCCACAUUCUCAGGCUCACGGUCUAGCCCGUGGCAAUAUCCAAGGCUACCAGUCGCAAACUCAAACCCCCAGCUCCGGCAGCCAAUUCUCUCAGAAUCCCACCGUUACUUCCGGUAACGCGGCCUCCCGCCCUUCAAUGUCCAAGCCAUCAGGGAUUGCCAGCAUUAUCAAUAACUCGUCUCUUGAGCCCACCUCGUCUCAACUGUCUUCUCAGAAAGAAUUCAUCAUCGAGGCAUAUUUCCUAGACGAUUUAGAGAGAAGACUGGUAGAAGGCAGCAGCGGGUGCUCUAUCGAGCAGCUAGAACAGAUCAACCGGGAGUUGAUGGAGACUCUCUGGAGACAGCGCGGAGAGUGGAAUCGCAAUAAGGUCGCGGCAGAACUUGUCAGUGUGUUCAAUGCGACGAUUAGCGAUAUCGAGGACAUGCAGAGGGUCUUGCAGGCUAGUCAGCCGAGCCAGAUAACUGGAUGA